GCCCUCCCCGACCGCGCAUGCGGCUGUGCCGGGCCGGGGCAGCGCCGCCGCGCUCCGGGCUUCAAGUGCGGGCGUCCCCGGCCCCCUACCCUCCGCCCCGGCGGGCCGCCCCGGCAGAUGGGCUUAGGCUGGAGCAGCGCGGAGGAGCGGCAGCCGCUCCUGCGGCCCCCGCCGCCCCCACCGGCAGCGCAGCGGCGGCCGCAGCCUCGGGGGCCGGCGGGGGGCCCGGCCGUGCCGGUUCCCGUUCGGCGGUUGGCGCCGGCCGCGGGCCGCGUGUACGGGCGGCGGUGGUUGGUGCUGCUGCUCUUCUCGCUGCUGGGCUUCUCGCAGGGCCUGGUGUGGAACAGCUGGGGCCCCAUCCAGAACUCGGCCCGCCUGGCCUUCGGUUUCAGCGGCUGGGACAUCGCCCUGCUCGUCUUCUGGGGGCCCAUCGGCUUCGUGCCCUGCUUCUUCUUCAUGUGGCUGAUGGACAAGAAGGGUCUUAGAGUGACUGUAUUACUAACAUCAUCACUCAUGGUUUUGGGAGCUGGCCUAAGAUGUGUUCCAGUUUCAGACCUGGAACUAAGGAAGAAGCUGAUUCAUGGAGGGCAGCUGUUAAAUGGCUUGGCGGGGCCAACUGUGAUGAACGCAGCCCCGUUUCUUUCCACAACGUGGUUCUCUCCCGACGAACGUGCGACAGCAACGGCGAUUGCCUCCCUGCUCAAUUACCUGGGCUGUGCUGGCGCGUUUUUAGUGGGACCUCUUGUGGUGCCACCUCCUAAUGGAACCUCGCACCUCCCGCUGUUGUCACAGAGCAGCACCGAGCACAUCAAGGACCGCAUUGAGGCUGUGCUCUAUGCAGAAUUUGGGAUGGUUUCCUUGAUAUUUUCCGCAGCGUUGGCCUACUUCCCCUCACGCCCUCCAUUCCCUCCCAGUGUGGCUGCAGCUAGUCAGCGGCUUAGCUACAGGAGGAGCUUCUGCAGACUCUUAAGCAAUUUCCGAUUCUUGAUGAUUGCUUUAGCCUAUGCUAUACCACUGGGUGUUUUCUCUGGCUGGUCUGGCGUUCUGGAUUUGAUAUUAACACCAGUUCAUGUGAGCCAAGUAGAUGCAGGCUGGAUUGGAUUUUGGUCUAUAGUUGGAGGCUGCGUUGUUGGCAUAGCAAUGGCAAGAUUUGCAGAUUUUAUUAGGGGCAUGCUGAAAUUUAUUCUGCUGCUGCUUUUAUCUGGAGCAACGUUAGCAUCAACCUGGUUCACUCUCACCUGUCUAACUACUGUCACCCAUCUGCCUUUAACCACAGCCACACUGUAUACAUCCUGUAUUUUGUUGGGCAUAUUUCUCAACAGCAGCAUACCAAUAUUCUUUGAGCUCUUUGUGGAAACAGUCUACCCUGUUCCAGAAGGAAUUACCUGUGGAGUUGUCACCUUUUUGAGUAAUGUGUUUAUGGGAGUGCUUUUGUUUUUCCUCACGUUUUACCACACAGAGUUCUCCUGGUUCAACUGGUGCCUCCCAGGAUCAUGUCUGCUCAGCCUGCUCCUCAUCCUGUGCUUCCGGGAAUCCUACGACAGACUCUAUCUCGACGUCGUUGUCUCUGUUUGAUAACACAGGACUGCUGACAGGUUGGGAGAGACUGAGUUGACUUUUACAGUCUGCACAUCUGCCUGGAUUUGCACAGCUAGCCAGAGGGGGGAAAAAAAUAUACAAGAUAUAAUUGUGGCUUUAUUAGUGAAGGUGAGGACAGGAUGUUUCUUAUAUUCAAGCCCACUCAAUUUGCAUUCAUUACAGGCAGAUGAACGUGCAACUUGAGUGGUCAUAAAGAUGCCUGAAAUGCACAAGAAGAAUAUAUCUGAUGUACAGUUUCCAGUGUCUGACCUGGGUUUCUCUAUUUGAAGGCUGUUUUGUUCAUGUAGCAGUGAGGUGUAUGUUAGUGUGAGUGUGUGUGAGAGAGCCAACUCAAGGUAGUAUGCACUGGGGUACUGGUAACUUUUGAGUCUUCUAUCAGAAUAGGAACAGUGAAUAAUCUCACCAAAAAAAAAAAAAAAAAAAAAAAAAAGGGAAAGGAGGACAAAAAAAGAGGAAAAAUCUUUUUUUUUUUUUUUUUUUUAAAGAUCUGUCUUCUAAAUUGCCAGUCAUUUAUAUACUGUGUCCAUUAAACAGUUAAGCUAAAAUAAUUUGGUGCUGUACACUACAUUUACAUUCUAAUAAAGUGAUUUCUGAUAUAAGACACUGGUACCAGGGCUUUUAGCCAUACUAAAUAGCAAAACAAUCCUUGCAACAUUGCUAGGUGUGUGUUUGUCACUGUGGUGCAUGUAUAAUCCGAAUGAUAGCUGUAGCUGCCACUGAACGUGACUUGCACAACACUUGCCUCUGAAAUACCACCAUGGUUCUGUAUGGGCACACGGCAUCUGUGGUACCUCAGAAGUUUACUGUAGAGUCAAUUUUUGGUAAAUUUUGCAGUUUUAAAGGCCGCCACUGUUUCACCUCUUCAUGCUCCAUCUCUAGUACUGCCUUUUGUUCUUUUCUACUGUGAAGACCUGUUCACACCGCUAAGUCCUGUUGGUGUGGAUGUGGAUUUGAGUCCUGGUCGUUCUCUUCUGAUGCUCUUAAGAUAUGCAUGUUUUUUUAGGAUUAGUUUACAAUCGAGGGUGCCUAAGCAAUACUGUUUGUUAAUCCAAGUCUUUAAAAUCACAGUUUCCUAAAAUAUGUUUAUAGUUUGCUGGGGCACCCCGAUAGCGAAAUGACAAUGAGAAAUAUCUCAUGAGUUCUGGCAUAACACGGAAACAUAAUGCCAGCUCUUUUUAUCAGAACUAAUUGGUGGUCAUUGUGGCCCUUACUUGAACGUAAAUAUUGAAGACACUUGGAAUAGUUUUUUAACUCAAUUUUAAACUUGCUAAUAAUUUCUUAAUUCUAUUCUUAUAUUUCAGUUCAUCAUCAUUUACAAUAUUCCCUGUAUGUGUGUGCUGUGCUUUGUGUUAGGUGUGCGAGUGUGUCUGCAUGUUUAUAUCUAUGUAUACACAAAUAUAACUUAUAUAUAUCUUAUACAUAUCUUUAUAAAUAUAUAUAUGAGUUGUAUAAGGGUAUGUGUUUACAUAGGUUUAUUUUAAAUAUUCCUGUCUCUGGAUGGUGGGUAUGCCACUAUUUGUAGCUAAACCAGUCACUGCCGUGAAUGAAAAUACACACACGGGCUGUCUGUGACAUGAAUUUUCUUUUCAUGGGGUGAAUGACUUCCUACUGUAGCUGUUUUAUAAUACGGAGCGCAUGCACGUGUUGGAGGAGGUUGGUGUGCAGAGUUCUGUGUCAAUAGAAGUUUGAAUCAAACGCCCUUUGCUCCUACGUGGGGCUCUUCUCUGUCUUUCUUGAGUGAUACAGACACUGUAAACUCACUCAAAUAAAACCUGAUCUGAGCACUACCUUUCA
Lagopus muta (rock ptarmigan) is the source of this 3393-nucleotide messenger RNA. RefSeq names its product solute carrier family 49 member 4 (gene SLC49A4). The record is from RefSeq and is a predicted model, not a curated record. Lineage: Eukaryota; Metazoa; Chordata; Aves; Galliformes; Phasianidae. Gene Ontology annotation, cellular component: membrane; intracellular membrane-bounded organelle. The transcript has 9 exons. The coding region runs from base 118 to 1575 and encodes 485 amino acids.